Molecule: messenger RNA, 1773 nt
Organism: Galendromus occidentalis (western predatory mite)
Lineage: Eukaryota; Metazoa; Arthropoda; Arachnida; Mesostigmata; Phytoseiidae
Product: cytochrome P450 2J6
Exons: 2
Coding region: 1-1773 (590 amino acids)
Molecular function (GO): heme binding; iron ion binding; oxidoreductase activity, acting on paired donors, with incorporation or reduction of molecular oxygen
Source: RefSeq, a predicted model, not a curated record
AUGGCACUCAAUUGGGCUUGCAGCGGCGAGUACAGAGACACUCUUGACGGAUAUUCAAUGGCAGCCCGCGGCGGGCUUUCGUUCGCGUCGACUCGGAACUCGGAACACCAUAUUCUAGCGUUCCAAUUCUCCCGGGAUGCAUUCGACGUACUUGUAGAAAGAUUGGCAGCGGAAAUGGGAUUCCUGUUUUACGCGGCUUGCCUCAUACUGCUGGAUUACUUAUACUUCAAAGCCAAGUACACAAGAUCCAAUGGGCCGCCCGUGUGGUAUGGCCUACCAAUCGUUGGUAUCGCGCCUCUUUUCUGUUUGCCAAAAUUUCUGUUCACUCCGAUAUUCAAUUGGUACCUCCGGUACAUGCCCGACGUCAUCGUGACCCGAUUCUUCCAACCCUACGUGUUCGUGAAGAAUUCGGCACUGAUCGAUGUCCAGAGCAGUGAAUACUGCAACAGCCGACCCGCCCUGGCGAUGGGAGAGCUCAUCGGAUACUUGACCACCGGUAGACCGUCGUGGUUCAUUUUCGACCAAAAUCGAAAGCACGUCGAUUGGCGUUCCGUGCGCAAAACGAACGUGAUGGCUCUCAACGUUCUACCGAAGCAAGAGAAAUUCGAGCGAAUCGCGGAAGUUGCUGAUAGUCUCCUGGAGACCAUCGAGGAUCUAAAUGGACGUUUAUAUGACUGUGAAUGCGACAUCGCUAUCGCGAAGCUACAAGAAACGAGGAACCUCCAUUUCGGUGGCACUGCCGGGGUCAGAAUCACUCGGAGGAUCGUCGCAGAGAUUGACAAACUCAUGCUGAUCAUACCCUACUUCUUUCUGCUCAUCUCACUCGUUCCCCUGAAGGUGUUUCUGAGCAUUGAAUAUUAUCUGCCUAAGGCGUGGAGGCCCAGUCUCCUGAAGAAAGUUUACUUCAAUUUCACAAAACGCAUACUCGAGGAGAAAGUGGGAGGGGCGGAUGAACCAAGGGAUUUUGUGGAAGCAGUGCUCCGUUUGAAAUCGCCGGAUGCAGCUCUCGACUUCAUACGUCAAACAACUCUCUUCAACAUGGUGGCCUCGACGCACACGACUCGGCACGUAACGAUGGCCGCACUGUCCUACAUUUCACUCCACAAGCGAGUCCAGGAGAAGAUCCAGGCGGAACUCGACAGGGUUGUGGGCUCGGCUCCCCUCACUCUAGAACACCUCGGCGAACUCCACUACAUGAAAGCCGCAAUCCAUGAAGCUUGUCGAAUGAGCCCUCCGCUGCCAACAAUAAUGAGAUGGUCGUCCAACCCCGUACAGAUCGGCAACGUUACCGUCGAGGCGAACAUGCGAAUCGUGCUGUUCACGAUCUCAGAAACCGUUGACCCCGGAAACUUCGAGAGCCCCCAGAAAUUCAUUCCCGAGAGAUAUUUGAACGACAAGGGCAUUUUUGAGCCCAGUAAAAACUUCACGAUAUUUUCAAGAGGUAAACGAAUGUGUCCAGGACAGGAUAUCGCCAACAUGAGCACUCAAGUGUACUGCUCGAAGAUUUUGCAACGAUUCGACAUAGUUCCGAAAAGCUACGAGCUCGAGGUACCCGGCUUCAGCGGAACGCUGAUCCCGGACUCGCCGAAGAUUCCCGUACGUUUUCUGCUCCGGAAAGGAGCACCCGCUCGCCGAUUAUCCGUCCAAGCGAGUGAGAUGCCCGUCGUUUCCGAAAAGGCGCCGGGAGGGGGCAGUAUCCAGACGGCGUCACCUAUGAGCUUGUUAUUCGCUUUCAUUGGGGAUCUUGGCGGCAAACACCCGCGCCCCGCCUGA